UUGUCAGUCGCUCGUACGCAGAACGGGAAAAACAUCGGAUCCGAACGCAAUUUCGAUCAUUUUGGCUUACAUUUUUCCAGUUUUUUCUGUGCAACAUAAAAUCAAGGAUUCAAACACGCAUUUAUUACUAUCGUACGGGGGUAAAGUCCAGCUGUACCGAUUAGGGAAGUGGAAAGAUUAGUUUUUAGUGCUACGGAAGGUGGGAGUGCAAAAUGUUGGAUUUGUUCACCAUUUUCACCAAGGGCGGAAUCGUCCUUUGGUACUUCCGAGGAACCAACCAAAUAUUUGCUCCCUCGGUGAACGCGCUUAUCAGAAGCGUAAUUCUUCAGGAGCGAUCUGGAGUUUACGAUCAUGAUGGCCUUUCGCUCCAAUACAAGCUGGACAAUGAAUUCGAAUUGGUCUUUGUUGUGGCUUUCCAGAAGAUUCUUCAGCUGUCAUACAUCGACAAAUUUCUAAGCGACGUUCAUCUGGAGUUUCGUGACAAGUAUAAAAACGAUCUGAAAGUUGAGAAUAGAAAUUAUUCAAAUUUUGACUUCCAAGAUGAUUUUACCAAAAUUCUGGAACAAGCUGAGAAAUGGGGACGCAUGCAGGCAACUCUUCCGAAACAAAUGCGCAGUUAUGAAGAUUCACACAAGUCGAAGAAAACCGUUGCCUCAAUGAUCGAAAGGAAGGGCGAAGAGAAACCAGCUGGUAGCAAGAAGUCUGUUAAAAUUGUAGAAAAUAAGAAGGAACCGGAAGCAGCGGUUGCUCCGGUUCACAUGAAUGGUGGAAAUGAUGAUGUUAUCUUGGAAAAUCGAAAGAAAAUGAUGGAAAAACUCAACAAAAAGAAAGGAGAUAAGCCAAAGUCUCCAAAGUCGCCACCGCAGAAGUCUGGAAAACAAAUGCGCGUUUGGGAUCUGGGUGGCAAUACAAGAGACAUACCUAAUUUGGAUCGUUCCAAAGACAAACCGGAAGAUGUGAAGAGCGAUUUUACACCAACCAAUGCCAUUAUUGGUACCAUGAAAGGAGGCAUUCAAGAUAUGGAGGUUGAAAGUGAUAGUGAUUACUCGGAAGAAGAAGAUGAAGAAGAGAUCCAAGCGUACGCCAGUCGUUCAACCGCGACCCCGGCAAAGAAAUCCGGAGGCGUGUUCUCUAUGUUCAAGGGGCUGGUCGGAUCGAAGAAUCUCACUCGUGAGGACAUGCAACCAGCAUUGGAUAAGCUUCGUGACCAUUUGAUAUCCAAAAACGUGGCUUCGGAUAUUUCGCACAAGUUGUGCGAAUCAGUCGCGGUGAAGUUGGAGGGAAAAGUUCUCGGUACAUUCGAUACUAUUGCCGCCACUGUAAAGAACACUUUAACCGAAGCCCUGGUUCAAAUAUUAUCUCCGAAACGCCGUGUCGAUAUCCUUCGUGACUGUUUGGAAGCGAAGAAGAACAAGCGCCCUUACGUGAUGAGCUUCUGCGGAGUGAACGGCGUCGGAAAGUCCACCAACUUGGCGAAGAUAUGCUUCUGGUUGAUCGAGAACAACUUGAAUGUGUUGAUUGCUGCUUGCGAUACGUUCCGAGCCGGCGCUGUUGAGCAGCUUCGCACUCACAUGCGACAUUUGAAUGCACUGCACCCACCGGAGAAGCAUGCCGGCAGGGAAAUGGUUCAGCUGUAUGAGAAGGGUUAUGGAAAAGACGCCGCCGGCAUCGCAAUGGAAGCCAUCAGGUUUGCGAGGGAUUCGGCGGUCGACGUGGUGUUGAUUGAUACCGCUGGACGGAUGCAAGACAACGAACCACUUAUGAGAGCCUUGGCUAAGUUGAUUAAGGUAAAUGAGCCCGAUCUAGUGCUGUUCGUUGGAGAAGCGCUGGUUGGAAAUGAAGCUGUUGACCAGCUGGUUAAAUUCAAUCAGGCGCUGGCUGACUACUCCUCGAAUGAAAACCCACACAUCAUUGAUGGCAUCGUUUUGACCAAGUUUGACACCAUCGAUGACAAGGUGGGUGCUGCCAUAUCGAUGACAUACAUAACAGGACAGCCGAUAGUUUUCGUCGGAACCGGACAGACCUAUACCGAUCUAAAGAAAUUGAACGCGAAGGCUGUCGUUCACGCGCUGAUGAAGUAAACUUUAAAUGCAUAGGUUAGAAACAGUCGUGGAGGGCGGUUUACUUGUUUUAUACAUUUACUUUUUUUUUCGAAACUUAACCCAUUAAAGUAAUUUAAAUCGACAGCAUUCAAUGGAUAAAUUAUAGAUAUAUUUCACGUAACACUUGAAAUGAUCUACAAGUCGAUAAAAACACGGGCCAAGGAAAUCUUUCGCGUUGAGCAUUUUCCGAAAUAUACAAAUUUAUGCAUUGGCGUUGACAUCGAAAGUUAUCAAUUCAUAAUAGCUGUGGUAGUACAUCUGAAAGCCGGCAAUAAUUACGCCUUAUGCUUGUGAAUACCCAGAAGAAAGAGGAUGAAGUAUGAAUCCAGAGUCAGACAGGGACCACGAGAUUUGAAAAUGAUUAUCAUCUGCCUGAAUUACGUGGAUCUUCCACUAUAUGAUGGAGCUAAGGCAAUAUUUGAGAACACAAUACAACUAAUUUUCCCAGGUAAGCCUAAUGAUAUAUGAGCAAACUGAAAUAAUUCUAGACAGUAAAAGUUUACGACAACCUUGGUCUGGUAUUCUACGAUAAACUAUGAUAUAUACUUUUGUAAAUGUUCGCAAAUUGUAUUUUAAAAGGCAAUCGAACUAGUAAAAAAAGUAAACAGGUCCGCCCCUGUGCCAGAAAUUGAAGGAAACGAAAUAACAUCAAGGAUCGACAGUUUUAAUCUUUUCUACAAAUCGGACCCGACAUAUGAUUAGAAUUUUUGCGAAUUCUCAGUUCGGCAUACAAUUAGCGUCAAGCAUCAUUGCUCCGCUAUUUGGAAGCAGACAUACCAUGCCCAGUUCAGAUUCCUAUAUCUACUCCUAACCAUAAAUAAAAAUCGGGUAGCUAAGACAACCAGUUGAAAAAAUUCCAGCAAGUAUUGAAAAUUGCAAGUUUUAUCAUUACUUAUUGUUCCCAUAUUACGUGGUCUUGUCCGUAUCUUAGUUUUUAAAAAUGUUUUGGAUGUGUAUUAUCAUUGUACUUUAUCGCUAUUUUGUUAUGUUUUAACGAUGCAAAGAAAUGGGAUGUAAUUACUAUAAAAAGUAUACCAUCAGGAUGAAAUAAUUUCAAAAAGUA
Messenger RNA from Armigeres subalbatus, 3165 nucleotides. It is a transcript of the gene SrpRalpha, whose product is annotated as signal recognition particle receptor subunit alpha homolog. The transcript has 4 exons. NCBI's taxonomy places the organism in Eukaryota, Metazoa, Arthropoda, Insecta, Diptera, Culicidae. Gene Ontology annotation, biological process: SRP-dependent cotranslational protein targeting to membrane; intracellular protein transport. Bases 213 to 2081 code for a protein of 622 amino acids. The record is from RefSeq and is a predicted model, not a curated record. Gene Ontology annotation, molecular function: ATP hydrolysis activity; GTP binding; signal recognition particle binding. Gene Ontology annotation, cellular component: signal recognition particle receptor complex; endoplasmic reticulum membrane.